Lepus europaeus (European hare) is the source of this 1981-nucleotide messenger RNA. RefSeq names its product mitotic spindle positioning (gene MISP). The transcript is spliced from 5 exons. The record is from RefSeq and is a predicted model, not a curated record. Bases 113 to 1981 code for a protein of 622 amino acids. NCBI's taxonomy places the organism in Eukaryota, Metazoa, Chordata, Mammalia, Lagomorpha, Leporidae.
CAGCUCCUGAGCCCACCCGGCUGCUGUGGGCAGGAGGUGCUGCAGCCCCACCCGCCGCUGUGCCUCGGAUAGCACCUGAGCAGGGAAGCGGAGGUCUCCAUCCCCUGGGAAGAUGGCCGGGGCCAGGAUCGACAGCGUGACCAGACACCCCAUCUUCGGCAUCCCCCGCGUCACGGGCCUGGCUCUGGAUGAGGAUGCUAGCUACACCAUCCAGCUGGUGGGUGUGGGGCCCGAGACCAGCGGCUGGAGCCAGGGCGAGCCACAGGCGUGGCCUAGCGACCACCAGGCCCAGCUGCAGGACACGGGCAGGAGAGGGGCGUCCUAUGGCCUGCGGGCCUUCCCCGGCCAGCCUUCCCCACGGCCCCUCUACCUGGAGGAGGAGGAGGAGCUGAGGGCCUACCACCUGGAGGCCAGGGGUGCCCGGCCCUGGCAGCUUCGGGACUUGGAGCAGGAGCCCUGGGCGGUGGUCCAGGACCAGGCGGUCAGAAGGAGCGGCACAGUGGCCACGCUCCGAGGCGCCCCGGACCACGGGGACUCCAGGCCCCCCGGCCAGCCUCCGACGGCCCGGCAGGAGGACAGCUCCGUGGACAGGGAGCAGAUUGACUUCCUAGCAGCCAGAGAGCAGUUCCUGAACCUGGAGCAGGCAAACGCGGGGGUCCCGCGUACCCCCCUGCCCAGGGUCAGCGCGGCCCCCAAGGCCCUGAAUGGGCCCCUCCUGGCCAACGGGUAUGUCCCCAGCCAGCCCCUUGCCAAGGAGGUGGUCCGAGAAGACCAGAGCAUCCGUGGUUUGUCCAGCAGACCCCAGGCCCGAGGCCCCGGCGGCCCCGGCCCCGGGUCCCUCGAGGAGUCACCAGAGCCUCCCAAGGAGACGCCCAUUGAGCGCGAGAUCCGCCUGGCGCAGGAGCGGGAGGCGGCCCUGCGCGCGCAGAGGGGGCUGCGGCCGACGGGCGGCCCGCAGGAGCUGGUGCAAGUCCCCUCCCGCCCACUGCUGACCAGCGUGAGCCUGAGCGAGGCCCCGCGGCGGGACCGGGGGCGCCCCUCGCUCUACGUCCAGCGGGACCUGGUGCAGGAGACACAGCGUGAGGAGGAUCACCGGCGCCAGGGCCUGCAGGCCGGCCGGGCGGCCACCCCGGACGGGCGGGGCGCGGACCACCGGGCCGAACUGCGGCGGGUCCUCAGCUCCGACGCCAUCCUCAGCCCCACCCCGGACGCCCGCGCGGCCGACCCCCCGCCGGAGGUGCGGAGGGUGAACCGCAUCCCGCCCGACGCCUACCAGCCCUACCUGAACUCCGGGGGCCCCCCGCUGGAGUUUUCCGCCUUCGGGGUGCCGCGCAAGCCUUCCGGCCGCUCCUCGCAGGAGGCCAAGGCUGUGGCCCCAUCCGUGACGCCGCCGGGCCCUCGGGCGCAGCGCACGGAACCGCUCGGACAACCCGGGCCCGCCCCCGGGACCGCCGUGCGCUCCGAGUACUUCCUCCUGCGUCCGCUGCGGUUUCGGGCGCCCGAGGAGCCCCCCGCGUGGGGCCGGGAGGCCGAGACGCCCCCGGCCUGGCGGCUGCAGCGGUCCCAGUCGUCGGAGCUGCUGGACCGCGAGGUGGAGAGCGUCCUGCGCCGCGAGCGCGAGAUAGAGCAGGAGCGGAGCAGAGCGCGCACCCUGGCAGGCCGCUCCCCGCCGCCCGACGAGCGCUGGGACCCAGGCUCCAGGAGCUCCUCCUGGGCGUCCGGCAUCACCGGGAGCUACUCAGUGUCGGAGUCGCCCACAGUCUCCCCCGUCCACCUGCACUCGGAACUGGUGUGGACGGCCGAAGCGCCCGGGGACCAGGCUCCUCGGCAGAGAAGGAAGAAGAAGGAGUGGUACGCAGGCAUCAACCCUUCAGACGGCGUCAACUCCGAGGUGCUGGGAGCCACGCGGGUGACCCGCCACAAGAACGCCCUGGCGGAGCGCUGGGAAGCCGGCAUCUACGCCAGCGGGGACGAGGACUGA